Acanthocheilonema viteae is the source of this 822-nucleotide messenger RNA. The record is from the annotation of a GenBank genome assembly. Lineage: Eukaryota; Metazoa; Nematoda; Chromadorea; Rhabditida; Onchocercidae.
AUGCCUGCUUACACCUUAAUGAAUGAUUAUAAAUUAGUUAGACAUGCUGAAUUCAUUUGGGCAAUUCCGAAUCGAGAAGACUUACGACGUAAUGAAAGUGUCCUCAAAGCUCAGGCAUUCAUAUGUUUCCAUCGGCAAAAUUUCAAAGAACUUUAUCGAAUUCUUGAAACUAAUCAGUUCUCACCGGAAAAUCAUGCAGAAUUACAAGAUUUAUGGUUGAAAGCACAUUACAGUGAAGCUGAAAAAAUACGAGGUAGAGAGUUAGGCGCUGUUGGAAAAUAUCGAAUACGAAGGAAAUUUCCACUACCUCGAACAAUUUGGGAUGGUGAAGAAACAAGUUACUGUUUCAGAGAAAAAUCAAGGUAUACAUUGAAAAAUUGGUACGCAAAAAAUCCAUAUCCGUCACCAAAGGAGAAGAAAGAGUUAGCGGAAGAAACACAUCUUACCGUAACACAGGUAUCAAAUUGGUUCAAGAACAGAAGACAACGAGAUCGAGCCGCCGAGAAUAAGGGAAGCGGUGUGUCUGGCGAACGAAAGGAAAAUUCAGAUAUAUCCAGCGAUGAUGGCUUAUGCGAUGUUAAACAUCAACAACAGCAACAUCAGCAUCAACGACAACGUCAACAAUGUUCACAGAUGCUUCUGAAUCCGUCGAUGUCGAUGUCAUCAGCAGUUCAGGAAACGAACAAUCUCGCUACAGCUUACAGUAACCAGCUAGCAGUAGCAGCUACGCCAGGAUUCAAUUUUGCUUACAAUACAAAUCAAUCUAUGCAAUAUAUCCCGAGUGCUGAUAUGCUUUAUAUGACGAGUUAUCAGUCAUUAUGA